GUAAUCUAGUUGUAAUCUUUAUUGGCGGGACAGUAGUAUUUCCAUAUUAGAUAUGUUUAAGUGCUAAAGCACGCAUCCAAGAUUCUUUUUUGUAACCGAUCGACAUGACAACAAGAUGCCAGUGACAAAAUUCCACCCUUACCAUGGACAAAACAUUCGUCUUCUCAAUGACAACAUGGUGGCCUUUAGAGAGACUAGUUUUGCACAUGCCCUGACCUUCAGUGAGAAGGCAUUGAAACCUGGAGAAAUAUUUCUUGUUGAGAUAGAAAAGAAUGAGUUAGGAUGGAGUGGACAUAUGAGAAUAGGUCUAACACAGUUUGAUCCAAGCUGCAAAUUUGAACUUCCACAAUAUGCAUUACCAGAUCUUCAAAACAUGGGGAAAUCUUGGAUUUUUGCAGUGACAAAGUCACACAAUAAAGUGGUAUACUCAGAGGCUGGUGACUCGGACAGUAUAGAUAGGGAGAUUCAUCAGUCAGUGCUAGGAGACACAGAGGUGAUACACACACCCCAGGGCUCCUUCAGCAGAAGUUUACUACUACCCAUACGGAAACUUUUAUCCAAUAAUUAUGACACUUCUGUUAGUACCUCCUCAUCAGAAAGUGCCCUUCCAACAGACAUUGGUAGCAGGAUUGGGAUCAUGUAUCGUGUGGUGGGGGACACAGCAGAAAUGAGGUUUAUCAUCAAUGGUGAAGAUCAGGGACCUUGUGCGAGAAAUAUUCCCCACCAAGGGGGACCACUCUAUGCAGUGGUAGAUGUGUAUGGUACCACAAAACAAGUGAGGAUAAUCCAACUGUAUUGUGUGUCCUCGCUUCAGAAUGCAUGUAGAGACAGAAUACUUCAGUUGACAAAGGAGGAAGAUGUUACCUGCCUACCAUUGCCAAUGAAACUGAAACAAUUUCUGCGAUAUGAACUAUAGCACCAUACUUACAAUAGCUUAAAUGUUAUACUCUGUAUCAGAUUGUUGUGUGAUAUUCAAAAUUGAUUUAUAUUUAUGUACGAUAUACAUGUACAGCAUUGCGAUAAAUUGCCUUGAAUUUCGAUAGUCCUAGUGUAAGAUAACAAUAUCUUGAAGACAUAAUGACAUACUAUAGAAAGUUAUACUGUAGGGGUAUAUGAACAGUUUUAUGUUUUGUUUUGAUAAUUUUAAUUCUUUUUGUUUCUACGAUUAACACAACAAAUGACUUACAAAGCCAAUGAUUCUAUUUGAUGUGCUGUUUUUUGUCUUGCCAUAAGAGGAAUCAUGACUGUUAUAAAGUGUUAUUUUUUGUUGGUACACUUCCCCUUGCCACAUUGCUUUUAGAACUUGGGUUAAACAGAUUUUCUCAGAAAGUAUAAUUUCUAGAGCUAACUUAUUUGGACAAGAUGGAAAGACUUAUAGCAGACUCAGAUCUUUUUGAUAAGGAAUAAAAUUGAAAUUUACUUUAUAUUGGAUCAUCGAGUCACUGUCCAUUUGAAAUUGGAUGGAGAUAUAGCUUUGUAUAAAUGGUUUUUUGAGGGUGAAAAAUAUGAUAUUUUGGUUGAUUUCAAGAGUUUGCAGACACUCCUAUAGAUAUCAAAUUGAUAAAAAAAAUACUGCACAUGACUUCAGUAAAUCAUGUUUUUUUCUAUUAUAAGUUCAUUUCAGAUUUUUCAGAUUCAGAAUUUUUAAUAAGUACCUUGUUUAUUCAACCAGAAAUUUUUGAGUGAAAUUUGGUUGUUUGAGAUCUUACAUCAUGAUUUAGAAUCAGUACACAAGAUCCAUAUGUUGAGAACUGGUAAAAUUUUUAAAAUUUAAGAAGUUAAGAAAGACAAUAACAAUAGUUUUCUCAUCAACAUCUAGUUUUGUACUCUGAUAAAAAAAUUUUGAUAGAAACAGGACCUUGGCUCAUUUUCCUUCUGAAAUUUCAAUGUUUUGAAAAAUCAAUAAUGUUUUGUAGAGUUACAUCAGGAAUGUCAUGACUAAUACCUUCUCAUAAAUUUUGUUAUUUAUUUUUUGUUUUAUAAUAUAUAUAUGUUUACUAACAUUUUUAUCUUUGUACUAUUGUUUAUGGGAAACAUGUCAGAAUUGACUGCUUUAAUUUUUUACUUAUU
Messenger RNA from Ylistrum balloti, 2070 nucleotides. RefSeq names its product neuralized-like protein 2. NCBI's taxonomy places the organism in Eukaryota, Metazoa, Mollusca, Bivalvia, Pectinida, Pectinidae. The transcript is spliced from 3 exons. Gene Ontology annotation, biological process: intracellular signal transduction. The coding region runs from base 116 to 916 and encodes 266 amino acids. The record is from RefSeq and is a predicted model, not a curated record. Gene Ontology annotation, molecular function: ubiquitin protein ligase activity.